Messenger RNA from Heterocephalus glaber (naked mole-rat), 6432 nucleotides. It is a transcript of the gene Slc35b4, whose product is annotated as solute carrier family 35 member B4. Gene Ontology annotation, molecular function: UDP-xylose transmembrane transporter activity; UDP-N-acetylglucosamine transmembrane transporter activity. Gene Ontology annotation, cellular component: endoplasmic reticulum membrane; Golgi membrane. The record is from RefSeq and is a predicted model, not a curated record. NCBI's taxonomy places the organism in Eukaryota, Metazoa, Chordata, Mammalia, Rodentia, Bathyergidae. Gene Ontology annotation, biological process: UDP-N-acetylglucosamine transmembrane transport.
UGACCUAUGGGCAGGCAGCAUGCUGGGAUGUGUAGUCCAUCCGGGACGGGGACGCCCCCUCGGAUGAAUGGGGCCUCUUCUGAUUGCGAACUACAGUUCUUCCGCAGGCAGAGUCCGUGGCUGCCUUAGGGAAAGGGAGGACCGCUGCGACCCUAGAGGAGAGAACACUCCGGAACUGUGGCGAUAUGCUGUGCAGGCUUUCUGGGCUAGCGGUAUAAGCGGGGGCUUGUCUUGCACGCUCGCUCCUCUUCCCCUGCACCGGCAAUGCGCCCGGCCUUUGCGGUGGGCCUGGUGUUCGCAGGCUGCUGCAGUAACGUGAUCUUCCUAGAGCUGCUGGCCCGGAAGCAUCCAGGAUGUGGGAACAUCGUGACAUUUGCACAAUUUUUAUUUAUUGCUGUGGAAGGCUUUCUUUUUGAAGCUGAUUUGGGAAGGAAGCCACCAGCUAUCCCAAGAAGGUAUUAUGCUGUAAUGGUAACCAUGUUCUUCACUGUCAGCGUGGUGAACAACUAUGCCCUGAAUCUUAACAUUGCCAUGCCCCUGCAUAUGAUAUUUAGAUCUGGCUCUCUAAUUGCCAACAUGAUUCUAGGAAUUAUCAUUUUGAAGAAAAGAUAUAGUAUAUUCAAAUAUACCUCCAUUGGCCUGGUGUCUGUAGGGAUAUUUAUUUGCACUUUCAUGUCAGCAAAGCAAGUGACUUCCCAGUCCAGCGCGAGUGAGAAUGAUGGAUUCCAGGCAUUUGCAUGGUGGUUACUAGGCAUUGGUGCACUGACUUUUGCUCUUCUGAUGUCAGCAAGGAUGGGUAUAUUCCAAGAGACUCUAUACAAGCAAUUUGGGAAGCAUUCUAAGGAGGCUUUAUUUUAUAAUCAUGCCCUUCCACUUCCUGGUUUCAUCUUCUUGGCUUCUGAUAUUUAUGACCAUGCAGUUCUAUUCAAUAAGUCUGAACGAUAUCAACUUCCGGUGAUUGGUGUGACAGCCCCCAUCAUGUGGUUCUACCUGUUCAUGAAUGUUGUCACGCAGUAUGUGUGCAUCCGGGGUGUGUUCAUCCUCACGACAGAAUGUGCUUCCCUCACUGUCACACUCGUCGUGACUCUACGCAAGUUUGUGAGCCUCAUCUUUUCCAUCUUAUACUUCCAGAACCCUUUCACUCCGUGGCACUGGUUGGGUACCCUGUUUGUCUUCAUUGGGACCUUAAUGUACACAGAGGUGUGGAACAACAUAGGAACCACAAGAAGUCAGCUGCAGAAGGAUGACAAGAAGAACUGAGGUCUGCCUGGACCACACUGACCAGUGUUGGGGGAGAGGGUCCUCUAGCCGAGGUCUGGCCAUUUCACUUUGGGUAAUGCCAAAGUACCCCCAGUGUAGAACUGACAUGUCCCAGAGAAGGCUAUCUGAACAAAGUUUGUAGAUUCCAAAUAGAUAACCCUCAGCCCUAAAAUAGAAAAAGAGAAUAGUUCUAUACCUUCAAGCAGCCCAUUGAUUUGCUGUUUUUGUUUUGUUUACCAGAAUAUUCAGAACUAUACUUGUUUGUUGAAUUCCAGAGCCCAGAGUUACUAGUUUUUUGUUUUUGUUUUUGUUUUGUUUUGUUUUGAGUUACUAGUUUUAUAUCUGUGGUCUCGGACAAGAUCAUGCUUUUGUUGCUGUCCUGAUGCUUCUCUACCAUCACUGUUAGAACCAUCCUGUGUCCAUAUCCCUUUUUCCUCUUGUCCUCCCUCCACUCCUCAGCAGCACUUUGCAGUCCAUCAGGCACUCCAGGUACCAUCAUCUACUGAAAAGUAGAGUAGUGAGUGAGCUGAGACCUCAGGAACAUCAGGGUAUUUUGGGAAAGAAGUAGUUGUCCCCAUGAGCGGAGCCCUGGUGACACUGGAGUAGACUGGUUGACCCCUCUUUCUCAUAUUUCACCCACACACACACACAAAUCAGUCUUUUCCCAUCUGUUUUCUGUGCUUACAGCAAUUCUGUAGCAUCUUGUGGCAUAAUGCUAGUAAAAGAGAAAGGUUUUUUAUGGAUUGGGAAGAGGCUUUUUCCUUAGUCUUGCAUAUGAAGCCCAUUAACCUGUCACUAAUAUGGGGACAGCAGCCUGGCCCAGUACAUCUGGCGCUACUGUACAGCACCCUGAGAGCCUCACAGCUUCUCCUGUAGGCCCAGCCAGAGUGGCAGGGUCAGUCUGCGAAAGGCUUCAGAGCCAGGAGAAUUAGCUCUGCUUGGUAAUUAUGAGAGUUACCACCAGCCAGGUGAAUAGAUAAAAUAUAUAGUAGCUGUGGGUGUGGUGUCUAUAUCAGAUCAGAUCACAAAUACAGUUGAAAGUUACUCUUUUUCUUCUAUAAGGUAUCUUUAAUGGUCAUGUUGGAUAUUUGGGAAAGUUGUAUGUGCUUUAUUAUUUAUUAUCUAUUAUUAUCUAUGCUCUAUUAUCUAGAAACACACUUCUCUUUUACUAAUCAUUUCUUAGGUCUGUUUUUCCUUGGAAGGGAUUAUGGUGCUAAAGAGGAAUGAAAUCAGUAGAGUGUCCAGAAUGUGUAGUUUGUGUGCAAUCGAAGGGAGUGGAAAUUGAACAAAUUUUAUUUGUUCUUUCUUUACUUAGUCCCAGUCCCUCAUUAAAGUCACUGGCCACUUCUCUUUUUCCCAUAGACAAAGGCCUUUCAUUUAAUGCUGGGAAUGAGAUAUGGCUCUCUGGGUCUCCUAGACUUGCUCCUGGCUGUAUUUCACUGGUUAGAUAGUCUCUCAUGGGUCUGAGCAGGGGCAGUGAGCAGAAACGUCCUUAACGACUGGACUGCUUGGGGAAAACAUUCAAACAGUUGCACUUCUUUUGUUACGUAAAAUGUGGAUGCUGUUUCUCUGCCUAAAUCCCUGGGUUUGGAAACGAAUUUGUUAUUCUGGACACUGACACCUUCCAGGUAAUGGUCUAUUCUCAAAGAUGCUGAAUUAGAUGUGAACCCAUUCAUGGACUCAAAAGCUACUUGCUUUGAAAGAUGUGGAGUUCUUUGGAUUGAUGGGGCCAUAAAUAUCAAGUGUUAACUAUCCUCUUAAAAAAGAAAACAACAAAAACUACUUUUUUCUUGCUGUGUAAUAGAAGAAUCUGUCCUUUGGGGCUAUUUGAUUGCCACAGAUCUAGAGUCUCUGGUAACUCUUAAUGGGAUAUAGCCUUACCUAACAUAGUACCACCCUUUUUAUGUUGAUGGGAAAUACUACAAUUUAUAGUUAUUUGAGAUGGGUUAAUGUACAGUCAGGAUUUAACUAGGCCCAUCAGGUUUUAGAUUCUGGUUUUAGACUGGUUUCUCUCAGAGUGAACAUCUCUCCCAGUCUUAUUAAUAAUGGAUAUGUAUGGAGAGGUAAUAUAGAUUAGAGCACUCAUACAACAAAAUGAGCACUCAUAGGUGCAGAUGACUUGAAACACUCUUCGAGUUGUUUUUAUCUCAAGUUGUUACCUGUAAGAAAGUAUGUUUAAUGGACAUCAAUGAAUACUUUUUAAACCACUCUUUAAAAAAAUUUACUCCCCUUUGUUAACUGAUUUUUCAAUUCAGGUUGAAUGUUUUUCUAACUCUUAUUUUUUAGAAUGGCAAAUAAACCAUUUUACAGAGGAUCUAAUUUACAGCUCAAUGGAGGAGAACUAUUAAUUGCCUUUCCUGUUUCUCUGGGUCAACACCAUGGGUUUUGUGCUUCAGAGAUAGAAAGCAUACAGUUUGUUUAUAAAGAGUUUAGUAUUUAAGACAUCUGCCCUAGAGCAAAACUCGGAUCACAAAGGACACUAGCAGAACAUGUGUGUGUGCUCCUGUGUGUCUACUUAACACCUUGGCUGGUACAGCAGAUAAGGCAGGAAAAAAUGGUGAAAGUUUGAAUUAUAUUAAUACCUACAUAGUCUUUAUGAAAAAUUUUAUAAUGUUCUUUUCAUUUUAUCAGUAAUUUAUUUUUUUAUUUGAUUCAGUGCUUUAAAAAAAAUCAGUAUUGAAGAUAGAACCCAGGGUCUCACAGAUAGUUUUCAUUUUUUUUUUCACCCAGCUAAAACCACCAUUAAUACACUUGGUGAGUUUAUGUCAAAUUCCACAAUCCAAAGAGUUGAUGGUUUUGUUGUUUUCCUUUUUCCUUCUUCCUGCUCGGAUGAGGAAAAUGAAUGUUGUAGGACUUUAAUUUGGUCAGUACUAGAAGCAGAGGAAAACCAUGAAAGCUGAGUUGAUUUGUUCCAGCCAUAACCCACCUCUUCUGUUCUGGGAACAAUACAUGAUAUUUUUAAGGACUCUAAUAAAUAUCUUGUAGGUGUUUCCUGAGCAACCUCCACCCCCCACUUCUUCACUUCCUUACUUGCACUUCCAUUUCUUCACCGUAGCCUCCACUCUUGCGUGGCGUUUUUCACCAAGCAAUGCCUAUCAUUUCAGAUCCCUUUAUGUCUCUAUUCCUUGGGGCCUCUGGAAAGUUUUGUGGAUUUUUACAGGGUAUUUAUAUCUGUGCAGCAUGUAUUUUGUUACACAAUUUUAUAACCAUUGAUGUUAAGGGUAUGCAUCUGUAUGGGUGAAAAUCUGGCAGAGUACAUGAAUAUAUGUAUAGAUGAGUGUGAACAUGAAAGGUUAGUAUGGAAAUGUUGGUAUAUUCUAUUACAGCUCAGAGGUCCACCAUUCCCUUCUAUAUUUGCGAAACAGUAGUUUUCUUAUGUGGAGCUUUUUAACUCAGACUUUAGCUGGCCUCACUUAGCACUGCCGGAUAACCAAUAGGGAGGGCAAGUACAAAACAUUAGGAGCAAUUCUGAGCUCUGGGUGCUGGACAUGUUCAUCAGGGGACCAGUUGGCACUGACUUGUGCAGAUACACAAACUCAAAGGAGAAAAAUGACAUUGUAGAGAUCUGAAACCAAGAUCUUACAUUUGUUGUAUUUUGUCCUCUCUUUGGCUUGGAAUAUAUAAAAUUAUGAUUAAUUCUGUCCCUAUUAGAUAAGCAAACCAUUUUGGUCUUGGUAGCUUUCUUCUGAAAAAUGUGACUGAUGGGGCCAGGGAUUUAACUCAGUGGUUCCGCCACCUGCCUUGCAAGCACAAGUUCCCAAGUUCGAUCCCUGGUACCCCCCAGCAAAAAAGUGACUGAAUCUUAUUAGUGGCAGUUCACACUUAGAUGAAAAGAACUGUAGGUACAGGUACAACCCAUUUACUGUUCUGUUACUAUUGGUUGGUGUGACAUUUGAAAAUAGGUGUAAUCCAUAUUUGUAAAUAAAGAACUAGUCCUAAGUCUUGGAAUAUGUUCAAGUGUUCCCAGAGACUAGCCUCUUGGCUUGGUAGUGUGUUCUUUCUUCCCACAGCUUCCUCAGUGCAGAUAUUCCAGAGAUGGGAAGAGCCCCAGGGAUCAGUCAUAUCUAAUUCAUUUCUGUAUCACCAGCCCCUGGCAUAGUGUCUGACCUGUGUUACGUGAAUAAAUGAAUGCUUGCCAAGAUCUCUUCCUCCCUCAAGUUUCUGAGAAACCUUUUAAUGGUUCCUGAUACUGUGCCCAUUCCUCAUCAGCUGGCUGGCAAGAAAGGUAGUAAGGGGAAACAUGCCAGAGGUUCUGAGCAAGAGAAGGAGUGGAGGAAUUUGGGGGGAUUGGUAUGGUAUGCCAGGUACUAUCCAGGUUUUUGCUCUCUUGAUUGCCUGGUGGUAGGAGGGAAGAGCAUUAUAUAUUUAGCACCUUAUGUAUCUGGUGCUCAGGAAGAAAGUAUAAAGAGAUGCCAAUCAAAGCAUUAAAGAUUCCUAAGAGUUUCUGAAGUGGCUAAGGUGACCAGCCCCACCCUCACAUGCCCGUAGCUGGUGGUGUUAAUGUGUAUCGGCUGCUGCCUGGAAAGCACUGUGUUUGUCUAUGCUCAGUUAUCAACCUGCAGCACCUCCCCUGAACUUUACCUACUUAAACUGCUGCCUGCUACCCAUCUUAGCAAAAGGGAAGCUGCAAGGGAACCAGAGCUAGGAGAGAAAAGAACACUCGUUCUCCCUGACAAAAAAUGAGGCCCAUACUGAAGAAAAGUCAUGAUUCCUUUGGCACAUUGAAUUAUUUACAUCUUUUGAGAUGUAAAGAACAUUCCUGUUAACCAAAGGUGGUGGUGAUUCUUCCCCAGUCCCUAAAAACGUCUUUUUGUGUCACAAUUGCAAGUCAUUUCUAUGCUGCUUGCUUUCCUUCCAGAGAAUGGCUUCAUCUUCCAAAAAAAGAUGAUGAUUUUAUAAGUGCAGUCUCCUAACAAAUUAUGUGUAGAGGGGGGUAGUGAGGAUUUUAUGUAUUCAGCCUCUGAGCUCUUCAUUAAGUAUUACAUUUUUAAGAACAAAGAUCAGGGGAGGACGAGAGGUAGCAGCCAAGUAUGUAGAACAGCCAAAAGACAUUAGUGAGUAUUCAGACUUGAGCUGUGUAAAUAUCCAACAUCGGCUUCCAGCCUUAUGAGUUAUUUGAACAGUUAAGAAGAAAAUGGAGAUUUUGUGAAUAAAAUGUUUUGCCAAAUUGAA